Molecule: messenger RNA, 1133 nt
Organism: Dimorphilus gyrociliatus
Lineage: Eukaryota; Metazoa; Annelida; Polychaeta; Dinophilidae
Source: the annotation of a GenBank genome assembly
AUCACGUGACAUAAACAAGCAUGGCUGAUCUCGACGAAGUAAAAACGAAAUCAAGCGCAUUUUCGUUUAAGAAAAGACCUAAUACUUUUACAAAGCGCACCAGAGUAGUAGAUAAAGAUAGUGAGAGCAGCGAAGAUGAAACUGAAGUGUAUAGACCGGAGAGAAAAAAGAAAGUCAAUCCUAUGAUACAGGCAACGAAAAUCAAAGGCCAUAGAGAAAAAACUGAUGAUAGAGUUGAUGAGUCUAUAGUUAGCGGCUAUAAAUCGAGUAGGACAGGAAAAAGAGAAGGUCCAGAGGAUAUGGGAGCUACGAGAGAAUAUAAUCUUGAUACGGAGAAGAAUGUGGAUGCUCAGGCAAUUUUUGAAAGAAAACAAAAAGUAAAUGAAGAACUAGAAGGAAAGGAAGACGAUAAAAUUUAUAGAGGAAUCAACAAUUAUGCUACUUAUAUUAAAAAGAAGGAUACUGCUCAGGGUAAUGCGUCUAGUGGACAUGUCAGAAAAGGACCGAUGAGAGCUCCCGCAAAUAUCAGAUCAACAGUAAGAUGGGAUUAUCAACCAGAUAUUUGUAAAGAUUAUAAAGAAACUGGAUUUUGUGGAUUUGGCGAUUCGUGUAAAUUUCUUCACGAUCGAAGUGAUUAUAAGCACGGUUGGCAAUUAGAACUUGAAGAACAAAAGGAAGAACCCGAUGAAGAUGUAACUAAAUACGAAAUUUCUAGUGAUGAAGAGGAUUUGCCAUUUAAAUGCUUUCUAUGCAGAGAUUCUUUUAAGAAUCCUAUUGUUACUAAAUGUAAACAUUACUUUUGCGAACAAUGCGCCCUAAAACAUUAUAGAAAGAGUAAAAGAUGCUUUGUUUGUAAUCAACAAACUUUUGGAAUAUUUAAUCCAGCUAAAGAAUUAAUUGAACGUCUGAGUAAGGUUACAAAUAAUGAUAGCGAAAAUGAAGAAGAGGAAAAUAAUGACGAACAGAAUCUAGGCGUUCAGGAAAGACGUAAACUUAGAAAAAACAGAAAAGCAGAUGACGAGGAUAUUGUUGAAAUUGAUGAUGAAGAUGAUAAUGACGACGACGACGAUGAUGAUAUUCAAGAAGUUAAAGAAAGAUCAGAGAAAGAAGCCGAUGUUGUUUGUCUUAGUUAA